This is a messenger RNA of Silurus meridionalis, 4866 nucleotides long. RefSeq names its product jumonji, AT rich interactive domain 2a (gene jarid2a). Gene Ontology annotation, biological process: chromatin remodeling. Bases 305 to 3106 code for a protein of 933 amino acids. Lineage: Eukaryota; Metazoa; Chordata; Actinopteri; Siluriformes; Siluridae. Gene Ontology annotation, molecular function: DNA binding; histone demethylase activity. Gene Ontology annotation, cellular component: nucleus. The record is from RefSeq and is a predicted model, not a curated record. The transcript has 13 exons.
UUUGCAUAAUACAUCUUUAUUGAGAUUUCAAUAAAUAUCAAAACCCCUUUUUUCUUUUUUUAACUGUUAAAAAUGUUCUUUGGCAAAAAAAAAAAGCCUUUUCCUCCUGACAUGUCUCUUUGCCUGUGCAUCAGUUUUCAAUGGGCAUUCCCGGCCAAGUGGGGAACGUGAGAGAAGCCUGAGGGUCAGGGGGAAAGACGGAGCCCAAGGAAGGGAGAGAGGUCCAGAAACAAGCAGGGCUUCAAGCACACACAAUCUCCGACCCAGCAAACCUGCACUGGAACACAAACAGCAGCCACAUAAAAUGAGCCGACCCCAGCGAGCCGCUUCAGCUAACAGUCGGAAGGCAAGGAAGGAAGAUUUGCUACCGCUUCCCCUGACCAAAUCUGUGAAAUACCCCAAGGGCCAUGUGACCUACACCAAAGCCAGACUGUUGAAAGAGGCAAAGCUAGAGCUAAGUGCCCAGAGGCGGCACUUGAGCUCACAACACACCAACACACACCUUCAGCACAAUAACUCAGGAAAAGCCCAAGCUGGUCGCAGCAGGACACAAAAACAGUUGCCACCGUCAUCCACAGUCAGACGCAGUGGACUGCGACAAUCGAAGAGGCAGCUGGAGAUGGCGGUGGUUAAACCGAACCAAGCAGGGACAGAAGUGGAGGUCAAAAGGGUCAAGGUGCAGGUCAUUCCUCUGGAUACACGGAGCAGGAGAGCAGCCCAGAAGACCUUGCAUACAGGAACAAUGCAACUGCGAGUGACGGGAUCCCAGAGACCCAAAAGAGCCGCUGCUGGGAAGUUACCGCUUGUCAAACGGACGCAGUGUAAAGCCACAUCUCGGGGCAAAAACAGCUCCGCUACCUCAGUUCAUAAUCACCACAGGGACGUCAUGAAACCAGCCACAAUUGCCAAACCAGCCAAGCCUCUGAGACCCAGCGAGCCUAUCAAAACAAACAAUCCUACUGACCCUGGUGAUUCACUUAACAUAGCCAAAUCUCUUAAACCAGCAGAGCCCAAAGUUGCUCAGGUCAAAGAGCGGGGCAAGUGUAUCAACAUAGCGGAGAUGGCCGAGGUUCCAGUGUUCCGUCCAAGCCCACGAGAAUUCCACGACCCUCUGGCGUAUGUGGAACUGGUACGUGAACAGGCCGGGCCCGUCGGACUCUUCCGGGUGGUUCCACCAACCGGGUGGCAGCCCGAGUGCAAGCUGAAAGAGGAGAUGCGUUUUGUGUCACACGUGCAACAUGUACACAAGCUGGGCCGACGCUGGGGCCCUAACGUGCAGCGGCUUGCCUGCAUCAAGAAACACCUGCGUGCUCAAGGCAUCAACAUAGAGAAGCCUCCAUUAAUUGGUGGUUGUGAAUUGGACUUAGCCCGGUUCUUUCAGCUCCUGAAUGACAUGGGUGGGAUGCAGCAGGUGACAGACCUGAAGACGUGGGGCCGUCUGGCCGACCUGCUGGGCAUCCCACGCGCUGCACAGGACCGGCUCGCCAAGCUGCAGGAAGCCUACUGCCAAUACCUGCUUUCUUAUGACUCAUUGUCUCUAGCACAGCGGGCUCAGCUGGAGAAGGAUGUGAUGUCUGAGAAAGAAAGCCUGGAGAGGAGAAACGGGCCCUUGGAGGGACAAGCAGACGUAAUGCAACAUGCUGCACUACUCCUACCACGCUGCGAACCCAAGAACGGCCUGGUGAAUGGCGCUCUCCACCGGAGUGGGGUGCGAGAACGCCUCCGAGAGCUCGACCCAAUGGGCCGGAAUGGUCGCCAGGGACGACUGGAGCGAAAAGAGGAAGGGGGCAUACUGACUGAAAUGCACAAAUGCAUAUACAAGGGAAAAUCGUUUUCUCUCACAAGUUUCUACCGGGCAGCCAGGAAUACCAUGAAUAUGUGCUUCAGCCAGGACCCAGACACAUCUGAAGUAGAGCAAGAGUACUGGAGACUUGUAGAAGAGAAAGAAUGCCAUGUUGCAGUGCACUGUGGGCGAGUGGAUACAAAGACUCAUGGGAGUGGAUUUCCUGUGAGCAAAUCUGAGCCAUUUUCAAAGCAUGGAUGGAAUCUUACUGUGCUUUCCAAUAACUCAGGAUCCAUCUUGCGUCACCUUGGUGCUGUGCCAGGAGUGACGAUCCCCUGGCUGAAUAUAGGCAUGGUGUUUUCUACCUCAUGUUGGUCCAGGGACCAAUACAGCCUUCCAUACAUAGAUUAUCUACACACUGGUGCUGAUUGCAUUUGGUACUGUAUUCCUGCCGAUGAGAUGUCAAAACUUGACAAAGUAGUUCACACACUGCUGCAGGCCAACGGAACCCCCGGGCUCGAGAUGCUGGAGAAGAACAUUAUGAUCUCUCCAGAGGUGCUACGUCGAGAAGGGGUGAAGGUGCACCGGACGGUGCAGCAGAGCGGCCAGUUCGUGGUGUGUUUUCCUGGGACCUUCGUGUCCAAGGUGUGUUGUGGCUAUAGUGUGUCUGAGACAGUGCAUUUUGCCACAGCUGAGUGGAUGAAGUUGGGCUAUGAGGCAGCGAAGGACUUGAAGAGAAGGAGUAUAGAGGAACCGUUUUCCACAGAGAAACUGCUCUGCCAGAUCGUCAUGUCUGAACCCAGACAGGAGAACAAACAUCUUCUAAAUGCAGCUUCCUCGCUCGUAGUAGAUCUCAGGGACACAGAGAUUAGCCAGCGGCGGCAGCUUUUUAAUGCCGGUCUCAGGCUGUCUGCCCGUUAUGGAAACCAGCCUGAUGGCCAAUUUCCCACAGAGAGGAAGAAAAUUCACCGCACCAGGCUGAGCGAGGACACGGCCGACCGCCGCUGCCAGGUGUGCCAGCACCUCUGCUACCUCUCCAUGGUGGUUCAUGAAAGUGAUAAUGUAGUGUUCUGUCUGGAGUGUGCUCUUCGCUACAUUCAGAAGCGCAGGUCCCCUCGAGGUUUAAAAAUGAUGUUUCGUUUCACUGAGGAGCAACUCAGCGGUUUGGUAAAUCAGGUGUGCGGGAAGACGUCUGAAAGGGCUACGGAGAAGCGAAAAGUGGCUAAUCCCAGUGCGCCACCGGCAAAACGGAGUCCUCGAAACAAGAGCCCAAACCAGGCCCCGCUCUCUCGCUCCACCUCGAAAAAUACCAAACUGACCUGACCAAGCUAUCCAACCAUUCCCUCGUCCCUGACGUCACAAUCCGUGCUGGCUCUCCAGUUCACUCCGGUUCCAUUUCACUUGCCAUGUCCCUACUGCGCUCCUUCCAUCGCGCUGGAAACAUUCGGAAAACACCGUUUUUUUUUUGUUUUGUUUUGUUUUUUAUGUAACAGUGUUUUUGGGGCACUUUUGUACCAGGAAUGCAUAGUCCCCAACAGGAGGCAUUAAGAAGAAUUGAAUGUAUGGGAGGUGGACACACACACACACACACUAAGAACUAAGUAGUAAGUAGUAAGGAACACCUGACAUCUGAGUGACACUAAGGAGCCUGAUCUUACACACACAAAUCUUUUUGCACUAGUACUGAGAUUGCGUUUUUUGUUUUUUUUCCUUUUGUUGUUUUUUUUUUUUUUUUUAAGAGAUUUUUAAGUUGUUUUAGCGUUCAAUUGAAAUAUAAAUAUACAUAAAUAUGAAUAUAUCCUAUACUGUACCAUUUGUGUUGAACUGGUGCUGUAGUGUCAAAUCUUCCAUAAAGCCUUUGCAGGCUGUUUCUCUUGCGCUCACCCAUGUGGAUAGUUUUAUUUAAGGUAUGAGACAUCUAUGAUCAAGCCCCCUUUAAUGUCAGAUACAAUAAACAAUAGUUAUUAGUAGCCUGAAAUACUGAUGUAUAUAUAUUAUAUAUAAAAUAUAAACACCCCUCCCACCCCCUCUCCCUUCCCUGUGGUAUAUGAAGGCGUGUGAUUCUGAUCUUGUUGGUGAAUUUUCUUUUCUAAUGCACAUUUUCUGCCGGGCAACUCGAAGGCCUUGCUAAUGUAUUCAGACUCAUUUUUCAAAGCACAUUUCGGGGCCUUUCUUUUUUUCAAAAACGAAAUUCAAUCUGAUGUAAGCUACUCUGAUUAUAGCUAUAUUAAAGGUGAUGCCCGGAACAGUUUGUACCUAUAUUUUAAGCAAUUAGAGCUUUUGAGAAUAGAUAAGAAGCACUUUCCCUUUUUACCAAUAAGACUUGUUCCUCUGGUUCAGCCUUUGUGAUUGGUGAUAAAGUGUCCUCCCCCUGUUACAAUGUAGAAUACUCCCUCCUUUACAAAGAAUAUGAUUUUGUUUAUAUAGAAUGAAUAUUAUAACAUUAGAGUCUAAUACAAAUGUCUCCAAAAGUUUAUAUACCAAUCAAUCGAGUCACCUAAAACAAAGCCUUUCGAGAGAAAGGUGUAUACGAGUUCGGAUGAAACCAAGAUGAAGAAAAAGCCUUAUUCUCUUGUCGCUUUCUUCGUCUCGAUGAAUUUAGAUGUUCACAGGGUUGCUGUUGUAACAUAUGAGAAAAGUGCUGCUUAAUCACUGAAUAAGUAUGUAAUAGUGGUGAGCCCUAGUUUUUUAGCUUUACUUUUUUAUUCAAAGGGAAGAAAAAAAAACUCUUUUACCUUGUAGUAGCUUACCAUAAUGCACUGACUGUAAUGAAGUCCCGUAGUCCUGCCUAGUUGUCCACCCCUCUUCCAAAAGGUGUUUGAGCAUAGUAUAACUGAACAGUGUUUCCAAACAAAUGUGGUUGUAAAGUUUUUUAUGGCCUUAAAAUGUUUUCUUCCCCCCUGAUUCACCAUUCCCUGUUUACUACCGUACAAUUCUCGCUCUGCUUACUUUUUAUUUAUAAGCGUUGGUUCUUGGUCUUCAAUCUUCUAGUGUUGUUUUGGUUACUGGCCUUUUUUUUUUACUUUUCAGGUUUGUAUAAUUUUGUUGUAAUAAAUCAAUCACUGUCAAUCCUUCGAAACUGG